CACGACGAGGGCGGCGGUGGCGGCGGGCCCGGCGCGGCCAUGGGCGCGGCGGCGGCCGAGGCGGACCGGACCCUCUUCGUGGGCAACCUGGACCCGAAAGUCACCGAGGAGCUGAUCUUCGAGCUCUUCCACCAGGCAGGUCCAGUAAUUAAAGUUAAAAUCCCUAAGGAUAGAGAUGGUAAACCAAAGCAAUUUGCAUUUGUGAAUUUCAAACAUGAAGAAUCUGUCCCUUAUGGAAUGAGUCUGCUUAAUGGGAUCAAACUUUUUGGAAGGCCUAUCAAAAUUCAGUUCCGAUCAGGGAGCAGUCAUGCAUCUCACGAUGGUAAUUCAUCUUGUUCGCCACAUGGAACUGCCAGUACAAGCCCAUCCAGCACACCACAUUCAGCAUCAAAUCCUAGCAGAUAUGACAGGAGUCUAGAUCAUAUGGUAGCGGCAGGAUUCACAUCUGUGCAGAGGUCUCCUGAUAAUCUUCAGAGACAAGCCAUGAUGAAUAGCGCGAUGUGGCAGCAGCCUCAAUACAGUGGGAAAUACGAUCAGCCUGGCUUUCCUGUCUCAGGGUACCAGCACGGUCAUUCGUUUAAUCACUCUCCAGCCCCUCAAAUGCAGUGGCGCCCAGACGUACCUUCAGCGCUGCGCAAGACCAGGAUGAGUUCCCAUCCCUAUUACCCGGAGGGGCGGCAUUUCGGCCGCGAGCAGCGUUUUGGGGACCGCGGGCCCGACUACUGCAGGGGCAAAAGGGAUGACUACAGCUAUGAAGACAGAAGUCGUGACCCUGAUCAUCAUUACAGGGGGAACAGAGAAGAAUCUGGCUACGAUGAUAGGAAUCGUGAGGGCUGGAGCCAUGAUUACGAUCACAGGAGAGAGAGCUACAGAGAGGGCAAAUGGUGCCCAUCACGGCAUUAACAAGUAUUCACCAAGCUGUAAAGAACUUACUGGGAGAAGGAAGUUGAAUGUUAAAUCUGUUCCUAAUUGUAUAUGUGUAUAAAAAAACUCCCUCAAAGUUACCUUUUAAUGUUUGUAAAACUAUUAGCAACGCAAUCCUCCGAAACUAGCAUCUGAAUUUUUAACGUGUUAACUUUUCACCUCAGGGUUUUAUGCAGGAAAAAAAGUAUGCCACAAUUUACAAGAAAUCAUUGCUGUUUGCUUGUAAUAUAAAGAAAAUCUGUUUGUAUUUUUGUAGCGCAGUUGAAAGAGGUAGUCUCCGUCUCGGAUACGGACGUAGACCUUUAAACAGACUGGAAGCGGUGUGAUGCUUUGUGGCAUCCAAUACACUUCAAACAGUGUUUUGAUACAGAAACGUUACCUUUGAAUACGUCUCGGAGAAGAGUAUUAAAACCUUCCCUGUAAAACAAAAAA
Molecule: messenger RNA, 1356 nt
Organism: Rhea pennata
Lineage: Eukaryota; Metazoa; Chordata; Aves; Rheiformes; Rheidae
Gene: RBM7
Product: RNA binding motif protein 7
Exons: 5
Coding region: 40-903 (287 amino acids)
Biological process (GO): regulation of alternative mRNA splicing, via spliceosome
Cellular component (GO): nucleus
Molecular function (GO): single-stranded RNA binding
Source: RefSeq, a predicted model, not a curated record